Pongo pygmaeus (Bornean orangutan) is the source of this 2486-nucleotide messenger RNA. RefSeq names its product putative ankyrin repeat domain-containing protein 20A2. The record is from RefSeq and is a predicted model, not a curated record. Lineage: Eukaryota; Metazoa; Chordata; Mammalia; Primates; Hominidae. Gene Ontology annotation, molecular function: protein binding.
UCUGAGAAGAAGUCACCACUAUGAAGUUAUUCGGCUUCGGGAGCCGCAGGGGCCAGACUGCCCAGGGCUCCAUAGACCACGUCUACACGGGUUCCGGAUACCGAAUCCGGGACUCCGAACUGCAGAAGAGCCACAGGGCGGCUGUCAAAGGCGACGCCGCAGAGGUGGAGCGCUGCCUGGCGCGCAGAAGCGGAGACCUGGACGCCCUGGACAAGCAGCACAGAACUGCUCUACAUUUGGCCGGUGCCAGUGGCCAUGUGAAAGUGGUCACUCUCCUGGUUAGCAGAAAAUGCCAGAUUGAUAUCUGUAACAAAGAAAACAGAACGCCUUUGAUACAGGCUGUCCAUUGCCAGGAAGAGGCUUGUGCUGUUAUUUUGCUGGAACAUGGCGCCAAUCCAAACCUUAAGGAUAUCUAUGGCAACACUGCUCUUCAUUAUGCUGUAUAUAGUGAGAGCACCUCACUGGCAGAAAAACUGCUUUCCCAUGGUGCAAAUAUUGAAGCACUGGACAAGGACAAUAAUACCCCACUUUUAUUCGCUAUAAUUUGCAAGAAAGAGAAAAUGGUGGAAUUUUUAUUGAAAAACAAAGCAAGUACACAUGCCGUUGAUAGGCUGAGACGGUCAGUGCUCAUGUUUGCUGUGCACUAUGACUCACCAGGUAUUGUCAACAUCCUUCUUAAGCAAAAUAUUAAUGUCUUCACUCAAGACAUGUGGGGAUGAGAUGCAGAAGAUUACGCUAUUUCUUGUCAUUUGACAAAAAUUCAACAACAAAUUUUGGAACAUAAAAAGAAGAUACUUAAAAAGGACAAACCAGAUGUUGGAAGUUCUGAUGAAUCUGCAGUGAGCAUUUUCCAUGAACUGUGUGUGGAUUCAUUGCCUCCAUCAGAUAACGAAGACUUGACUGUUGCUACUAAGCAGCGUGUCCCCGAGAAAGUGUCAGAGCCUUUACCUGGACCUUCCCAUGAAAAAGGAAACAGAAUAGUCAAUGGAAAAGGAGAAGGGCCUCCUGCAAAACAUCCUUCCUUGAAGCCUAGCACUGAAAUGGAAGAUCCUGCUGUGAAAGGAGCAGUACAAAGAAAGAAUGUACAGACAUUGAGAGCAGAACAAGCCUUACGAGUGGCUUCAGAGGAAGAGCAAGAAAGGCUUGAAAGAAGUGAAAAGAAGCAACCACAGGUCAAAGAAGGAAACAAUACAAACAAAAGUGAAAAAAUACAACUAUCAGAAAAUAUAUGUGAUAGCACAUCUGCUGCUGCUGCUGACAGAUUAACCCAAUAAAGAAAGAUUGGGAAAACAUAUCCUCAGCAAUUUCCCAAGAAGCUGAAGGAAGAGCAUGAUAGAUGCACCUUAAAACAAGAAAAUGAAGAAAAAACAAAUGCUAAUAUGCUGUACAAAAAAAAUAGAGAAGAAUUAGAAAGGAAAGAGAAACAAUAUAAGAAAGAAGUUGAAGCAAAACAACUUGAGCCAACUGUUCAAUCACUAGAGAUGAAACCGAAGACUGCAAGAAAUACUCCAAAUCAGGAUUUUCAUAAUCAUGAAGAAAUGAAAGAUCUGAUGGAUGAAGAUUGCAUUUUGAAGACAGAUAUUGCUAUACUCAGACAGGAAAUAUGCACAAUGAAAAAUGACAACCUGGAAAAAGAAAAUAAAUAUCUUAAGUACAUUAAAAUUGUUAGAGAAAUAAAUGCUGAACUUGAUGUGAAACUCAAUGAGGAAAUGUUAACAAAAACAGCAUUCCAGUAUCAACAAGAGCUUAAUGAUCUCAAAGCUGAGAAUGCAAGGCUCAAUUCCAAACUGAUGAAGGAAAAAGAAAGCAAGGAAAGACUGGAAGCUGACAUUGAACCUUAUCAGUCUAGACUGGCUGCUGCUAUAAGUAAACACAAUGAAAGUGUGAAAACAGAAAGAAACCUAAAACUUGCUUUAGAGAGAACACAAGAUGUUUCUGAACAAGUAAAAAUCAGUUCUGAUAUUUCCGAAGUAAAAGAUGAGAAUGAGUUUCUUACUGAACAACUUUCUAAAAUGCAAAUUAAAUUCAAUACCUUAAAAGAUAAGUUCCGGAAGACAAGAGAUACUCUCAGAAAAAAGUCACUGGCUUUAGAAACUGUACAAAACAACCUAAGCCAAACACAGCAGCAAAUAAAGGAAAUGAAAGAGAUGUAUCAAAAUGCAGAAGCUGAAGUGAGUAAAUCCACUGGAAAGUGGAACUAUGUAGAAAAGAGGACAUGUCAACUCCAACGUGAAAAUCUGCGACUUGAACAGCAACUAGAGGAUGUUCAUCAGAAAGAGCAUCAUGAAGAGAUAGUAAUUAAUAUCCAAAGAGUCUUUAUUGAGAGUGGAAGGAAAGACCUCCUGCUAGAAGAGAAAAAUAAGAAGCUAAUGAAUGAAUAUAAUCAUUUAAAAGAAAGUCUCUUUCAAUAUGAGAAAAAGAAAAAAGAAAGAGUAGUAAGUAUCAAGGAAGAUAAAUAUUUUCAAACUUCUAGAAAGAAAAUUUAA